Camelina sativa (false flax) is the source of this 408-nucleotide messenger RNA. The record is from RefSeq and is a predicted model, not a curated record. Lineage: Eukaryota; Viridiplantae; Streptophyta; Magnoliopsida; Brassicales; Brassicaceae.
AUGCAGGAGGUUCUUGGAAUAACCAAUUUGGGCGGCAUGGGUUCAUAUAUGGGUUUACCUGAGAGUUUAGGGGGGUCUAAAACACAGGUUUUCUCUUUUGUUUCGGAUAAACUUCAAAAUCGGACAAAUGGUUGGACGGCGAAGUUACUAUCCAAAGGAGGUAAAGAGGUGAUGAUUAAGUCUGUUGCGACUGUUGUUCCGACUUUUGUGAUGUCUUGCUUCCGGAUACCGAAAACGAUCACAUCCAAACUUACUAGUGCACUGGCAAAUUUUUGGUGGAGUACACAUGGUCAGUCAGGGGGUAUGCAUUGGCUUGCUUGGGAGAAAUUAUGUUGCAGUAAGCAACUAGGUGGCUUGGGGGUUAGGAAUGUCGACGAUUUUAAUUCGGCUUUACUAGCUAAGCAAUAA